Molecule: messenger RNA, 3877 nt
Organism: Salmo salar (Atlantic salmon)
Lineage: Eukaryota; Metazoa; Chordata; Actinopteri; Salmoniformes; Salmonidae
Source: RefSeq, a predicted model, not a curated record
GGGGCCACCGAGGCGCCGACUCCACAGGGCUCACGAGCUCGUGUGUAAGGAAUUGGCACAGCCAAUUUGUUUCAGUGUGUGGCGAGCCUGAGUGAGGUGCGUGCAUAGCGGACCUUUAACUUGUGAAGGUGUGCAUGACUUAGACAGUUCGUUUUCAACACCAGACAACUGAACUCUCAUUAUCAACCACGACGGGCAUAAUACCGUAUACAGAUCCUGUGCGUACUUUAUACGACUUUGGUUGGACUGCAAGGUGUCGACAGGAGAAUAUACCAUUCUUUCGCACAUGCACAGCGACGCAUUGGUGGAAUGCUUCUAACGAAUGAGAACUUUUAUGGAGUUUCCUUCUUUACUUCGUCUUUGGAUAGCUUUGGGACAGUAGAGCGCGGUUGCAGCUCCCCUUUUCCCGCGGAACUCUACCUGGAUGGAAACCAUGUCACCACAGCAACAGAACGAGCUGAGCCGCAGGACAUCAAUCACCGGCGAGUCCAAGACCAGCACGCAACAUGAACACAAGAGGAGGAUGAAGUCUCUGAGCCAUCGUCGACAGUCCGCUCCCUCUUUGGUCAUCAACAAAGCCCUGACCAGAUCCAGAACUUUCUCCAGAGAGAGCUUCCUGGUUCCUGUGUGUCCAGAGACGUGCCCAUUGGUCCAGUCGUUCCUGUGUCCUGAUAGGGCGUUCCUCCUGCACGGCCACGUCACGCUGAAGACAGGGCUGCAGACGCAGGACAGAGACCUCUUCCUCUUCACCGACAUCCUCAUCAUCGCCAAGUCCAAGUCUCCCACACACUUCAAGCUGAAGGCCCAGGUGUGUGUGGGUGAGAUGUGGACAGCCCAGUGUAUGGAGGACGUAUGUGAGGGCAGCACCAACCCAGAGAGGAGCUUCGUCAUGGGCUGGCCCACCUGCAACUAUGUGGUCACCUUCAGCUCUGAGGUCCAGAAGGAGAGAUGGCUCUCCAUGCUCAAAAGUCGAAUAAAAGAGGAGAAGGAAAAGGAUGAUCCUAAAACCAUUCCACUGAAGGUGUUUGGGAAAGGCAUCGGGAGUUGUGCUCAGGCCGUCAGUAAGACCUUGGGUGUCAGUAACUCUGAUUCAACCAAUGAGGUUGUCCGACUCGCUCUGCAACAGUUUGGUGUCACGAGCUGUGUGAAGGACUACCAGCUGUGGGUAAGCUCCAAGAGGGACAACGCCCCUUACCCUCUCAUUGGUCAUGAGUUCCCUUUCAGUAUCCAGAUGAGUCAUAUGCGGGAGCCCCUGUCCCAGCCGGGCCGCAGGGACACAGUUCCACCUCCAGACAGACAGAGGGCGAUGCACCGCGACCAGGUACAGGUGGACAAACAGUGCCAGUUCAUCCUAAAGACCCGAUGCAGCUUCACAACAACGUCUGUGAUUGUAGACCCAGCUCAGAAGCCCUUCAAGCGAAGGCGUUCUCUCAUCAACUGGGCUUUCUGGAAAGGCUCCAAUCCUAACCUCCACAGUUCCUCUACAAACCUCUCCUCUCCUGCCCCCGGCUACCUGUUCGGCCAAUCGCUGAGCACCAUCUGUUGGGACAACUCCCUGCCCAAGCCCGUCAUGGCCAUGCUGGUGUUUUUGUACAACGAGGGUCCGUUCACGCGGGGGAUAUUCCGACGGUCAGGGGGGGCGAGGGCGUGUCGUGAACUCAGGGACAGACUGGACUCUGGGGCUCAGGAUGUCCCGCUGACACGGGAGCACGUCUUCAUCAUCGCUGCUGUGUUUAAGGACUUCCUGCGGAACAUUCCGGGCAGUCUGCUGUGUUCAGACCUCUAUGAACAGUGGAUGGAUGUGAUGGAGGAAGCAGAAUCGGAGGAGGCAGAGGAGGAGGAGAAGGCACAGGAUAUAACGAGGCUGAUUGGUCUACUGCCCAAAGAGAACGCACUGUUGCUACGCCACGUGGUCGCCGUGCUGCACGGUAUCCAGGAAAACGCCCAUGACAACCAGAUGAACGCCUUCAACCUGUCUGUGUGCAUUGCUCCCAGCAUGCUCUGGGCUCCGGGCCCCAGCAGCCCCGAGGUGGAGGGGGAGGGCGCCAAGAAGGUGUGUGACCUGGUCAGGUAUAUGAUAGAACACUGCCAGGAGGUCCUGGGAGAGGAUGUCACCUCUGUGUUUGGAGGUCUACCCCGGAAACGUGCCGAAUCGGAUGUGUCUUCCUUCCACCUGACCGACUCGUCUUAUGACAGCCUGGAGAACAUGCUGAAUGAUGACAGCAGUGAGUCUCCAUGCCUCCACACCUCACGGCGACGCUGGAGAGCCAAGCCCCUGCAGGGCAGCCUGGACUCGGUCCUCACCCUGAGUGACUGCGACCUGGAGCAGCCCGACCUGGACACAGACCCCGACACCACAGACCCCCAAUCUGGCAACCACCACCACCGUGAUACGAUCACACAACCUGGAUCUGGCAACCUCCUCCAGCCCUCAACCCCAGCCCGAGGCAGGACCAGGAAACUCAGCCCAGCUGCGCCCCCCACCUCCUGUCCCAGCCCCCCAGCUCCUCGGAGGGGGGGGAGGAGGUGCUCGGAGCCGGCCAUAGGGUACUCUGUGGCCAGCUUUGUGGCGCGACUGGCAGGGAACGCAGACAGGCUGGGCAGCAUCGAUGACCUGGCUGGAGGUGGGGAGAUGUUUCACAGCUUACGGAAGGAUGGACAGACACAGACACACGGACCCACACACACAGGGGAGUGGAAUGGCAGUAAGGGUGUGUGUGAGGGUUCGGGGUCACAAGGUGCACAGACGCGACGCCGGGACGCAAGCUACUCCAGUCUCUCUUCGCCGCCCACCUCCCCCACCCCCACACGCUCCUCAGUGGACUCCCUGGACAGCCUCCUCUCCCACUCCAGCAUCCAGUCUGCUGCAUUCUGGCAACCCAGGCCGUUGACCAGCGCCGCAAGAUUGCCUCCCUCCCCUGCCCCUCCUGUCCCUCCUGGUCCUCCUGUCCCUCUAACCCCCAUAUCUUCCUCUACUUCCACCCAUAGUCUACCCAUCCCCACCCCAGCUCCAGGCCAGGGGCUCAGUCCCAAUAUCUCCCCGCCGAAGGAGAUCCCUUCCUGGGGUACGCUGAAGGGCUGCAGGGGGCUUCAUCCCAACACCUGGUUGAAGAGAGGCCGCAGACUGUCGCUGUCGCAGCAGGAGGAUGGGGGGGGUGUGGUGGGUUCCACUAACAAGACUCUCCCCACUAGCAAGUCAUGUCAGGAUAAAGGAGGGCUAAAACAGUCGUUUGAGGACCCCCCCAAGUCCAGCCUGGCCAGCUGCCCCCCAAAGGCAGGAGGGGUGCAGGAUCGCGGCAGGGUGACCAAGGACCGAAGAUCCAGUCAAGGCUCGGUGAGCCCACCAUCGCGCCAGAGGUCCCAGGAGCAUUUCCACUCCUGCCCCUCUCCCUGCUACCAACCGACAGACAGACCCUUCACUGUCAAAGAGCUGAGAGAGAUACACAGCCGGGCCUGUGCAGCGAACAACACAGGAUAUGACGUCACAAACCAGGGAAGCCGUACCCCUCCCCAACAUGUGUUCUUUGGGCAGGGUGGACCCAGCUUGUCCCUAGCCAGGCAGAAGUCCCACUCCCUAGCCCCAGGCAUGGAGGGUCUCUCCGGGGGGAGGGGUUCCCAGCGCCGGAGCUCCGAGCCUGGGGCAGCACAUCUAGGCGAAGCCCUGGUUCUGGAGGCUUCACAGGGAGGCCAAACUGGGUCAGAGGUCAAAGCUGUGAGGAACUAUUUCUCGUCUCACACGCGCAGCAAUCCCCAUAGUGGUCAGCAGGUGGCGCUAGCCCUGAUUCAGGGGCAGAAGGAGCGGCUCAGGAGGUGUAGUGAUCCCAUGCUGGAGCCUGACUUUGACCAACUGCUCUUUGCUGAAGAGUCCUACGUGUGA